Molecule: messenger RNA, 5006 nt
Organism: Boleophthalmus pectinirostris (great blue-spotted mudskipper)
Lineage: Eukaryota; Metazoa; Chordata; Actinopteri; Gobiiformes; Gobiidae
Gene: fgfr2
Product: fibroblast growth factor receptor 2
Exons: 18
Coding region: 615-3107 (830 amino acids)
Biological process (GO): positive regulation of cell population proliferation; fibroblast growth factor receptor signaling pathway; multicellular organism development
Cellular component (GO): membrane; signaling receptor complex
Molecular function (GO): fibroblast growth factor receptor activity; ATP binding; fibroblast growth factor binding
Source: RefSeq, a predicted model, not a curated record
AGUAAGGAGCAGAAAAAACCUCGUAAACCUGACAAAGCGUCUGAGGAACAGUACGAGGGCUGGCAGACGCAGAGACGCACGGAAGACGCUCGUUUCGCGGGGACAGUUCGCAUCGCAGGGAUUUUAUGACAUUUUACAUUGGACAGCUACACGCUUUUGGUCUCUUCCCCUUCUUCUCACAGUCUGCAGACCCUGUGCGCCUUUGACAAGUGGAGACGGGGCAUGUAGCAGAAACUUGGAGGAGCAAAGUUUCAGAGGGACUGCGCUGCGAGAUUUUCCGUAGAGUUCCCAAAGGAUAACGCGUAAAAAGUCGGAUUUCUUUGCGUGGCAUUGGACUACACUCGCAGCAGAAGUUGGAUUAUACCUGUGUACACUUUUGUUGCGGCGGCUGGAGGAGUGGAAAAGCCGAAAAGAACAGCGCGUCGUAGAGAUUUUUGGUGCAUUGUGGAGUCGGGGCAUUCCUGUGUGUGAAUUCAGCCCAUGCUCUCUCCUCCCUUAUCUGUGCAUGCCAAAACAGAUACCUCCACGACUUUAGCUCAUACAAGUGAUUGGCAGAAUUCCAGUGAGUGACAGUCCGCGCCUCCAGCAGUUGAUGGUUUGCCGGACGCCCUCAGAUGGGAUCAGUGUCCAGGGGGAGGUGGAGAGGGGGGGUAUGGCUCUUCUCUAACGGAAUGGCCCGGCUGCUGGCUGCGCUGGUUCUGGUGUCUCUGCUGUCGCUCAGCGUAGCACGGCCCCCCCUCACCGCUGCUAAAGACGAGGAGACCACAGAGGAGCCAGAAGAGGCCUCCAACAAAUACCACAUAUCUAAGCCCACCCUGUGCUCAGUGCACCCGGGCGAGGUGCUGAAGCUGAGCUGCCCGCUGCCACUCAAGGGGACCAUCACCUGGACCAAAGAUGGCCGCUCUCUGGGCGCCAACAAUCGCACGCUGAUAGAGCAGGACGUGCUGCAGAUCCGUGACACUACGGCCAAGGACUCAGGCCUGUACGCCUGCACCAGUGUGGGCUCAGACACGGUCUGCUUCAUAGUCAAUGUGACAGAUGCCAUCUCGUCGGGGGAUGAUGAGGACGAUACUGAGCGCUCGGAGGACACAGGGGGCGACGGUGAGCAGUUAAGCGCCCCCUACUGGACAUCCUCGGCGAAGAUGGAGAAGAAGCUGCAUGCGGUGCCAGCUGCAAACACAGUCAAGUUCCGCUGUGCUGCAGGAGGCAAACCCACCCCCAAACUGCGCUGGCUCAAGAACAACAGGCCUUUCCGCCAAGAGGACCGCAUGGGGGGCUACAAGGUACGAAGCCAGCACUGGACCCUGAUCAUGGAGAGCGUGGUGCCAUCAGAUAAAGGCAACUACACCUGUCUGGUCGAAAAUGAGUUUGGAUCCAUCAACCACACGUACACGCUGGACGUAGUAGAGCGUUCUCCACACCGGCCGAUCCUGCAGGCUGGACUCCCGGCUAACACCACGGUCCAUGUAGGAGAGGACGCACGCUUUGUCUGUAAAGUGUACAGCGACGCUCAGCCACACAUCCAAUGGUUAAAACACAUCACCCAGAACGGCAGUCGCUAUGGGCCAGACGGACACCCAUAUGUUCGCGUGCUCAAGACGGCUGGUGUUAACACUACAGAUAAGGAGAUUGAGGUUCUCUACUUGCCCAAUGUUACUUUUGAAGAUGCUGGGGAGUAUACAUGCUUGGCGGGUAAUUCUAUCGGGAUCUCCUAUCAAACUGCUUGGUUGACGGUGCUUCCAGCGCACACGGAUAGCCCAAUAGGGCCCAUUCCUCCAGACUACGUGGAGAUUGCCAUAUACUGCGCGGGGGUCUUCCUGAUCGCGUGCAUGGUGGGCAUCGUGGUGGUGUGUCGGAUGAGGAACACGGCGAAGAAACCAGACUUCGGAGGGCAGCCGGCGGUCCACAAGCUGAGCAAACAGAUCCCCCUGCGCCGCCAGGUUUCGGCGGAUUCGAGUGCAUCUAUGAACUCAAAUGCACCUUUAGUCCGAAUAACAACGAGAAGAAGUUCUGCGCACGACGACCCCAUACCGGAGUACGACCUGCCCGAAGAUCCACGCUGGGAGUUUGCCCGAGACAGGUUGACACUGGGCAAGCCCCUAGGUGAAGGUUGCUUUGGCCAAGUUGUAAUGGCAGAGGCUCUUGGCAUUGAUAAGGACAAACCCAAGGAGGCCGUAACCGUUGCAGUCAAGAUGCUGAAAGAUGAUGCCACAGAAAAGGACCUGUCGGACCUGGUCUCAGAGAUGGAGAUGAUGAAGAUGAUUGGAAAGCAUAAGAACAUCAUCAAUCUUCUAGGGGCAUGCACACAAGAUGGCCCUCUGUACGUGAUAGUGGAAUAUGCCUCUAAAGGAAACCUCCGAGAGUACCUGAGAGCCCGCCGGCCUCCCGGGAUGGAGUACUCCUACGACAUCGCCCGAGUCUCAGACGAACAGCUCACCUUCAAAGACCUCGUGUCCUGCACUUAUCAGGUGGCCCGUGGCAUGGAGUACCUAGCAUCACAGAAAUGUAUACACAGAGACUUGGCGGCCAGGAACGUUCUCGUAACAGAAAGCAAUGUCAUGAAGAUCGCAGACUUUGGCUUGGCCCGGGAUGUGCACAAUAUCGACUACUAUAAAAAGACAACAAAUGGUCGUCUACCAGUAAAAUGGAUGGCUCCUGAAGCACUUUUUGAUCGUGUCUACACACACCAGAGUGACGUCUGGUCAUUUGGGGUGCUGAUGUGGGAAAUCUUCACCCUCGGUGGUUCCCCUUACCCGGGCAUCCCCGUCGAAGAGCUCUUCAAGUUACUAAAAGAGGGACAUCGCAUGGACAAGCCCGGCAACUGCACCAAUGAGCUGUACAUGAUGAUGAAAGACUGCUGGCACGCCAUCUCCUCCCAGAGACCCACCUUCAAGCAGCUCGUGGAGGAUCUGGAUCGGAUCUUAACCCUAAACACCAACGAGGAGUACCUGGACCUGUGCACCCCGACAGAGCAGUAUUCCCCCAGUUUCCCGGACACUCGCAGCUCGUGUUCCUCUGGUGACGACUCUGUGUUUUCUCACGAUCCAUCACCGGACGAGCCCUGCCUCCCCAAAUACCAGCACAUCAACGGGAACGUCAAAACAUGAAAAAAAAUUAAGACUUCUAACUACCCCAACAAAACCUACUUCUUCGAGACACUUCCACCAACACCCCUGUUCUCCUAUUACACCUCUGCGGUCCCAACAGACUCAUGGACCUAGAGAUGGGGUCAAAAGUGGUCUUAAAUUAUGGAUUUUUGCUGAAAGACUGAAUGGACGAAAGCUUCUCGCAAAAUCCUACACUUUCAUCAAGUUCAAGGCUUCAAGUUCUCAAGUUUUGGGGUGUUUGGUAUUUUGAACAUUGAACCAACCUCGCAGGCUGCCAUUCCAAGACUGUUAUUUCUGCCCUUGGAGGAAUGUAUGUACGGACCAAUGUGAACUUGUAAACAAUGGACUAGAUUACAGAUAGGAAAAUGGACUAAAAGAAAACUUCGACUAACAAAGCAGAGGAAUAGGAGAUAUGUUUAUUUUGUAAUAUUGACGCAUUUCUUUUUACAUUCUUUAUAUGAACCCUUCCAAUUAUUCUGGAGAAAAACAAAUCAGUAUAAUGUAUAGUGCUGGGUAUAUUUGUAAAUAUAUUCAAAUAUGUAAAAAUAUAUAUAUUAUAUAUUUACAUGAAUUAUUUUUUGUAUGGACUCCAAAAUAACCACAACCCUCACCAACCAAGGUACGCUAAUGGAUGUGUCCUAUAUUUCUGUUUCAUGCACACAUGCACUCAAAACAUAGACAGUACAAAUGGAGACUAAGAAACUAUGGGGCUUAUAAUGUACAUGGAAUGGGAGUGGGGGGGAGUUGGUGUGGAAAUCCAUGCCAUAUUUAAAAAAAAAUGUUUGGGAAAGUGUCACAAAUACAGGUACUUAAGUAACUAGUGGCACUAAUGGUACUACCUAAAGAACAUAUAGCAUUUAUAACAUUUAGCUAUUUAUUUUUAGCUAAAUCGAAUGUAUGCUCUUCAAUAUGCUUUAAAACUGUGAUUCUCGACUGGUGAGGUUGAAGCCAAUGUUCAUUUAACAUUAAAAUACACAUGCCACAUACUAUAGGUUGUUAUAAAUAAAUUUAAAGAGUCUAAAAAUGAUAAUUACCAGUUGAGACCCUCAGUUUUAAGUAUAAUAUUGAAGCAAGCAGCAAGUUGUUAUAGAUUUUGUCUCCCAUUUAGCAGUGGGGAAUCAGCUGCUAAAUUAAAAAUGAAUAAUUAGCAACACAUAAACCUCCAAAAGCGAAGUGGUGAAUGUAUAUAGAGUUACAAUGUUUAUAUUUUUGAAUGGGAGCCUAUAGGAGCCAGCUGUACCUUCAUAGUCUCUUGGUCCAUUAUAAUUUCUACUGUCUAUGGCCACACAUAUCUGUUUAACUCUCUCUCAGUAACACAGUGGAGUAUUGGCUUUUCAGGGACUGAGGUAGCACGUUAAUUUAUUGACUUAUGUUGUUUUUAAAUAAAUAUGAAAAAAGAGAAAAAAACAAAAGAUUAUGAAAGAGAGUAUGGCAUUAAUAAUGGUUGUAAUACAGAAAUAAUCCAUGAAAUUUUAUGGUAAUUUAAAAUGAUCUUUCAGCAGUAACAGAAAAGCUAUUUUUAGUGGGUUUGAAAGAUCCAGGUUUUGUAAUUUUUAUAUAUGAAUGUGAAUUUUAAGUUAAAAUUUUACAAACUGUACAUUUUAUAGUCAGCUAAUCCCUUUUGUAUGUAGAUGUUGAUACCAUUUCUAUCCAGACGUCUUUGCUAACUUUAGGAAAGAGUCAGAUUUCUGGAUUUAUAUACAGUUUGGAAAUAAACAACAAUUUUGGUUACUUCUUCUAGCUCUUGUAGACUAAAAAUAGACUCCAAAAUUUUACUUGACAGAAUUGAAAGCUGAAAACAAAGUAUUAAAUAAUUGAAAUGUUGUUUUUUACUGGACCAAGGAUAAAAUGUUUUGGUUUUUGCAAGUGUUCAUGCCACAUGCAAAAUAAAUAAUGGAA